ACAUUGAGAGAUAGGAAUUAAGGAUGUUGGGAGAUUUCUUCACCAGAGGACUUGUUCUGGUCCUUGGAUAUGCUUACCCUGCGUUUGAGUGUUUCAAAACAGUUGAGAAGAACAGAGUUGAGAUCGAAGAGCUUCGAUUUUGGUGUCAAUAUUGGAUAAUUGUGGCAGUGUUUACAGUCUUUGAGAGAAUCGGAGAUAUAUUCAUUUCGUGGUUGCCAAUGUAUGGUGAGAUAAAGCUUGCCAUGUUUAUCUACCUGUGGUACCCAAAGACCAAGGGAACCAGCUAUAUCUACAAAACUUUCCUGCGGCCAUACAUAUCAAAGCAUGAGACAGAGAUUGACCGGAAAUUGCAGGAGCUGAGGGCCAGGGCAUGGGACGUGGCUACUUACUACUGGCAAAACUGCACAAAAAUAGGGCAAUCAACAUUCAUCCAAGCUCUUCAGUACAUGGCUGCUCAGUCUGGAAAGAUUACAACAACAAAACCCAACGAUGAGCAGCAGCAGCAUAAGAAUGAAAACCCAUACCCAACGGCAGCAGCUCCUCCAUCCUCUCCGACUGGAUCACCAGCAUUUCACCACCGUAUGGCUAACAAGCACAGGCACCCAUCCUCCAAGAGGGGGCGGCCACUACUACCUCCUACAUCUCUUGGCACUGCAAAUCACCACCGGUUCGUGGCCAAUUCACCCAAAUCAGAGGCAGGUCAAGUUCACCUCCACAGCCAAGCAGAAUUCAUACACACUACUACUCAAGAGGAACCCGAACCGAGCUCCGGUAGGGAACCCAGUUCAACCGAUGAAAAAGAAACCGGUGUCGACAAUCAGCUACACGCCGCCCGGCUCCGACUCUGCCGGUCCAAAGGAUUCCAUUAA
Molecule: messenger RNA, 869 nt
Organism: Camellia sinensis
Lineage: Eukaryota; Viridiplantae; Streptophyta; Magnoliopsida; Ericales; Theaceae
Source: RefSeq, a predicted model, not a curated record